Perognathus longimembris pacificus (Pacific pocket mouse) is the source of this 687-nucleotide messenger RNA. Its product is annotated as dedicator of cytokinesis protein 2-like. NCBI's taxonomy places the organism in Eukaryota, Metazoa, Chordata, Mammalia, Rodentia, Heteromyidae. The transcript has 6 exons. Gene Ontology annotation, biological process: small GTPase-mediated signal transduction; cell migration. Gene Ontology annotation, cellular component: plasma membrane; cytoplasm. Gene Ontology annotation, molecular function: guanyl-nucleotide exchange factor activity; small GTPase binding. The annotation marks the transcript as partial. The record is from RefSeq and is a predicted model, not a curated record.
AUGUGCACGAGAGUCCUUAACUCCAGGACCACAGACAUCCAGUGCUUCACCGUCCAGCCUGUCUUGGAUGAGCACCCCAGGUUCAAGAACAAGCCAGUGCCUGACCAGAUCAUCAACUUUUACAAGUCCAACUACGUGCAGAGGUUCCACUACUCCCGGCCUGUGCACAGGGGCCCCGUGGACCCCGACAACGAGUUCGCCUCCAUGUGGAUAGAGAGGACCUCCUUCCUGACCGCAUACAAGCUGCCUGGCAUCCUGCGCUGGUUCGAGGUGGUCCACAUUUCUCAGAGCACCAUCAGCCCUCUGGAGAACGCCAUCGAGACCAUGUCGGCCGCCAACGAGAAGAUCCUGAUGAUGAUCAACCAGUACCAGGGCGACCCUGGCCUGCCCAUCAACCCGCUCUCCAUGCUGCUCAACGGCAUCGUGGACCCCGCCGUCAUGGGGGGCUUCGCCAAGUACGAGAAGGCCUUCUUCACCGAGGACUAUGCCCGGGAGCACCCCGAGGACCAAGACAGGCUGGACCGGCUCAAGGACCUGAUCGCCUGGCAGAUCCCCUUCCUGGGGGCCGGGAUUAAGAUCCACGAGAAAAGGGUGUCAGACAACCUGCGGCCCUUCCACGACCGGAUGGAGGAGUGCUUCCAGAGCCUUCGGGCGAAGGUGGAGAGGGAGUACGGCGUCCGGGAGAUG